Messenger RNA from Fusarium oxysporum Fo47, 837 nucleotides. RefSeq lists its product as uncharacterized. The coding region runs from base 1 to 837 and encodes 278 amino acids. The transcript has 3 exons. The record is from RefSeq and is a predicted model, not a curated record. NCBI's taxonomy places the organism in Eukaryota, Fungi, Ascomycota, Sordariomycetes, Hypocreales, Nectriaceae.
AUGUCUCAUGUCUCACAGGCCCCCUUUAAUAAGAUUGAAACGCUGUUUGAAGACGAUAACGGUUGCUUUUCAGUUGGUGAAUGUCUCUCCCCUGUUCUCACCUGGCAAUCAAGGGACGCUCUUGAGACGGAUAUAGAACAAGGUCCCUUUGCUGAAGAAAGUUCCUACCUUCAGUCUUUAAUAUCAGCACUUACCUCUCAUGCAGAGGAACUCCCACUAACGCCUUACCUAUUCUUCUCGCCACUGCCAAAACCAGCUGAUUAUCCGACAUGGGAUAGCUUUAGAGCAGCUACGGAUAGAAGGGGCGACUUCAUAGGCGUCUGCGAUAAACUCGAGGGUAGCAAGAAUCGACUGGACUACUGCAUCGCAGGUCAGCUACUAGAGGAAAUGGUGCCACGACUGUCAUCUGAUUCGACUGCUUUCACCAUAUCACACCCUGACCUUCAUACUGGAAAUAUAUUUGUCGAUGAAGAUCUAAAUAUCACAAGCAUUAUUGAUUGGGGUUCUGCUACAGCAGGUCCCGUGACUGAGUUGUUAGCGACUCCAGGACUGGCAAGCUCUUCGAAGCUACCUUCAGUAGCUCUCACUGCUACUUUUCAGGCCGGCUUUUCUCAAGAAUCCCCAAACGUCAGCCGAGAUAUGUGGGAGAGAGCUGAGAUGAUGUGGUGUUUUUCUCGCGUGACCGGAGUUGAAAAUCCACCGAACUCAAGAGAUUAUGGUUGGCUGUUUCAUCAGCGGGCUAUGACUCCAAGUAACAAGCAACUUCUCUCCAAACUGAGGGAAGAUGACCUGACAGACGAUGAAGUGAAAGAACGAGAGAAGGUUGGCUGUGGCUAG